UGUGGCUUUAAUUUAUUAUACUUAAUUUAGUUCCCCCUCCUUCGUUUCUUCAUGCUUAAGUUCUUGUACACAACUAUUUUUUGUGGCGUUUACCUGUGUCCGAUUAUCAGCCAUGGCAAAGGAAAAGAGUUUAGCCAGCAUGAAAUGGCGAAGUACAGAGAAAGAAUAAAGUCAAUGUUCUAUCAUGCUUACAACAAUUAUUUGGACAAUGCAUAUCCAUACGAUGAGCUGCGACCUCUGACCUGUGAUGGCCAAGACACCUGGGGCAGCUUCUCUUUGACACUGAUCGAUGCUUUGGACACACUGCUGAUUUUAGGGAACCACACUGAGUUCCAACGUGUGGCCUCUUUGCUUCAAGACACUAUAGACUUUGAUAUUGAUGUCAAUGCAUCUGUAUUUGAGACCAACAUUCGCGUGGUUGGUGGACUCCUCUCAGCCCAUCUGUUCUCUAAGCGGGCGGGGAUGGAUGUGGAGGAGGGCUGGCCGUGUUCUGGUCCCCUGCUCCGCAUGGCUGAGUACGCUGCACGCAAACUCCUGCCAGCUUUCCAGACCCCCACAGGAAUGCCAUAUGGUACAGUGAACCUACUGAGGGGAGUCAACCCCACCGAAACCUCCGUCACCUGCACGGCCGGAGUGGGCACCUUCAUCCUCGAGUUCUCCACCCUCAGCAGGCUGACGGGGGAUCCGGUGUUUGAGGACGUAGCACGGAGAGCACUGAGAGCUCUGUGGAGGACCCGCUCAGACAUUGGACUGGUGGGUAAUCAUAUAGAUGUGCUGAACUCUAAGUGGGUGGCUCAAGACGCAGGCAUCGGUGCAGGUGUGGACUCUUACUUUGAAUAUCUGGUCAAGGGCGCCAUCAUGCUGCAAGAUGAGGAACUAAUGUUAAUGUUCAAAGAAUAUGAUAAGGCCAUUCAGAACUACACUAAGUUUGAUGACUGGUAUCUGUGGGUACAGAUGCAUAAGGGCACGGUGUCUAUGCCUGUGUUUCAGUCUCUGGAGGCCUUCUGGCCUGGACUACAGAGUUUGAUUGGUGACAUUAACAGUGCUACAAGGACCUUCCAUAACUACUACACAGUGUGGCGGCAGUUUGGUGGCCUGCCAGAGUUUUACAGCAUUCCUCAGGGUUACACAGUGGACAAGAGGGAGGGCUACCCUCUCCGUCCAGAACUGAUUGAGAGUGCCAUGUACUUGUACCAAGCGACUGGUGACCCCACAUUCCUGCAGUUAGGUCUUGACGCUGUUGAAUCUAUUGAAAAAAUCAGCAAAGUGAACUGCGGUUUUGCUAGCGUGAAGGACAUCAGGGACCACAAACUGGACAAUCGGAUGGAGUCCUUCUUCCUGGCCGAGACCAUUAAAUACCUCUACCUCCUGUUUGACCCAGACAACUUCAUGCACAACAGUGGGACAGAGUUUGAUCUGGGGGGUCCACAGGGUGACUGUGUGCUUGGGGCAGGAGGUUAUGUCUUCAACACGGAGGCCCAUCCUCUUGACCCCGCCGCCCUGCACUGCUGCAGCCACGCCCAGGAGGAGCGACGGGAACUACAGGACAUGCUCCUCAGCCUAUCAAAACAAUCUGGCCCAACCAGAGACCAAUCAGAGAAGGAGGCAUCAGGUGACAGGGACCUAUCUAGUUUAGGAGCUGCUGAAAGUAUCGUUCUCAAGCCCGGAGAGAGGAGGAAAGCACCAGUGCUCUCAUGUCCAGUUCAGCCUUUCAGAGCAAGACUCUCUGUCCUGGGUCAGGUUUUCUCUGACAACACUUGAAUACCACAGAUCCAUUUUUUUUCUAUCAUUGUGGUAUAAUUUAAUUGAAAGCAGAUUAAAGUUUUGU
Chanos chanos (milkfish) is the source of this 1828-nucleotide messenger RNA. RefSeq names its product ER degradation enhancer, mannosidase alpha-like 2 (gene edem2). NCBI's taxonomy places the organism in Eukaryota, Metazoa, Chordata, Actinopteri, Gonorynchiformes, Chanidae. The transcript is spliced from 11 exons. Gene Ontology annotation, biological process: mannose trimming involved in glycoprotein ERAD pathway; carbohydrate metabolic process; endoplasmic reticulum mannose trimming. Gene Ontology annotation, molecular function: mannosyl-oligosaccharide 1,2-alpha-mannosidase activity; calcium ion binding. The record is from RefSeq and is a predicted model, not a curated record. Gene Ontology annotation, cellular component: membrane; endoplasmic reticulum. The coding region runs from base 52 to 1761 and encodes 569 amino acids.